AUGAUGGAACCACCAGAAGCACACAAUCAGGCGAAGCUGCUUCGUCGUCUUUUCAGCAAUACAUCAAUCAGGAAACCACCGACCCAGGACAGCAUGAUGUGCUUCAAGGGAGAGGCGAAGAAGCAAACAAUCAUAGGGGAACAUCAAGUUGAGGCAGAUUGUCCUCGAAUGCAGAGAAGCAUACAGGAUAGCAUCCAAGAUGGACAAACCGGAAGUGGCAAGAAAACUGGUGGCACAAUGGAGAAGACUGGAACCCCCAGGGCGAUUCCAUUCCUGGCCAAAACAAGCCAAACUGAUGCCCAGGGGGGAAGCCUAUGGGUAGAUGCUGGGGACAAGGCAGCACAGAGGCGAGCCUCCAAAACCUUGUGGGAACGAGAGAGAAAGCGACCGCCUCCAGGUCCCAGUGCUGUCUUGUUUGCGCAAGCCACAAGCCAUACUGCGGACUCCCUCUGCAAGAUUGCUCACGUCAACAUCCAAUGCCUAUGCUAUGAACAGCAGCUACGGUGGCAGCCAUGGCAGAAAGUUGUCCUGCCCCCGCCAUGGCUCUGGGCUCACAUCUUGACCCGUCGCUCAUGUGCAACUUGGAGCAGACAAUGCUAUGGCGACUUCGGCAGCAAAGUAGUAAUCAACACCCCGACCCUCGUUUUGGAGUCACACACAUCAAGACGGGCACAAGUACUAACUGUAACAGCAGUGCCAACAGCUUUGCCAGCGGCGCCCAAUGACAGAAUACUGCGGGCUGCAGCCGAUCUUGCCAAGACAACGUUUGGGCGAAGUGGUAGCAAUAGUGAGGCAUACCAGCUACUGAGCUGUCUGUGA
Seminavis robusta is the source of this 819-nucleotide messenger RNA. The record is from the annotation of a GenBank genome assembly. NCBI's taxonomy places the organism in Eukaryota, Bacillariophyta, Bacillariophyceae, Naviculales, Naviculaceae.